CGGCGGUGGGGAUGGCGGUGCUGCGGCCCUUCGAUAAGCUGCCGGAGCUCAACAGCGCUACCAUACUGCUGGUGGGCGCGGAGGGCGGCCCGCAGCAGCAGCUCGCCGAGGCCAUGCUGUGCGAGAAGAAGGACUUCAACAUCAGCAUCCACCUUGCAUCAUCCCUCCCCUUACCUCCAGAGAGGGAUCACCUUCGGCCCAGGAUAGAUCUGAUUGCAUUUGUUAUUGACAUCAAGAGCAAAUACAGCUUGAAGAAUGUUCAAGCUUCACUAGCUUAUGUGGAUGUCAGAUUCUUCCUGGGAAAAGUGUGCUUCCUUGUCACAGGGGUUGGCAGGGUGAACAACUGCAGCGUAGAGAUGAAUGCCAUCUGGAAACUGGGAGAAGACUACUGCAGUCCUGUGAUAUUCUGUGAGCUGGAGCUGGAAGGGAUACGAGUUGCCACUGCUCAGCGACUUCUCCGGAUGCUACAGAUCUGUGCUGGUCGUGUACCAGGAGUUUCUGCCAUGUACUUCAGCUUGCUGAUGAGGAACUCUGCUGGUGAUUAGCCUCUUGAUGUGAGAAUUUAUCCAGAUUCAUCAUUUUUCUUUACUUCAAGGCAUUUGAGCUGCUGCACUUGGAAUUGCAUUGGGAAGCUUUCUUGCCGGAUUUGUUACAACCACUCUUCCAGAGCUGUUUGUAGUUGUUAGUCUAUUUAAAAAAAAUAAUAAUUAAAAAAAUGAUUCCUAUUGAGUGAAUAAAGUAUAGGUGAGGAGAGGAUAGUUUGAAUUAGGGUUCCCUACCUGUUGUUACAUUUGAAUGCCACUGUGUGAUGGGUUUUGGAUUUCAGCCACUUUGCUAUUGGCCAGGAAUGACAUAUUCUCUCAGUAAAACAGGCAACUAAUCCCAGAUGCGGCUUAUCAUGGUUGAGUGUCUUAAUUUCUGUAGGCAGCAGGUGAGGCAGCAGGCUUCUGCUUCCUCUCAACAGCAAUGUAGCACCUUGGAUUAAUGCAGAACCUCACUGCAGACUUUGUUUCCUCACCAAGAGAGUAACAAGGGAGAAAGGCAGUCCUUCAGCUUCAAGAUAUGCUGCAAUUGGCAGUUAAUGAUCCAGCUGUGUGAGCAUCUGCCCACUGAAGGGCUCAGCAUUUCCAUGCCUGGCACAUAACUAGGGAGGAAGGGACUGAAGAAGAUAAUCUAGCACUUUAGCUUUCUUUUAAAUCUUUAGAGAAAAAGGCUUUAUCUCUUAAGCACAAAAUAAUUUGACUUGAACAGCUGUGAACUGUGCUGCUGCAAGUCAGCUCCUGCAAACCAAGGAGAGAUUUAUCUGAAGAUGUCAAACUUUCUGCGAGUUAAGAAAUGAGGAUGGCUGUAAUAGAUGUGGCAGUAUUUGGGAUACAGUCCUUACAGACAGGCCGCAGUAGGAGAAAUAGGCAGUUACUACUGAAAAUCAGCCCCUAUUCCCAAAUUAAAACCACAGAAUUGUUUUUUUUUUUUCUCUCUUAUGCUCCCAGAGAAUCAAAUCUGAGAAUAAUGGAAGUUGCUGGCUUCCAGCAAGCCUCUGCAAACUGGGCAGUUUUGGUUCAGAGAGCUGCAGGACUGCAUUCUUCCCUCCAGCAUCUGUAGGGCUGAGGCUCUGCACUCUGCAGCUGACCAGAGAUGAAAGCCAACAGGACUAUAGCAGCAUACUGAAACACACGGUGACUCUUGCAAGUUGGGCAUAUGAUGUGUGCAAUUAUUUAACUAAUAGCUUCCUAUCAGCAGUAAUUCAUGCCUUAUUCUUACUGCCAGUCAGUAGUGUGUUUUGGAGUUUUAAAUUAAUAAAAUAUAUAAUAUUAAUUGGUAUGAUUUCUUUGUUUAGGUCUGUAGGAUGGGCUUUAAAACCUAUGAAUGCUUUUCCCAAUUAGACCAGGCAGUGGAACUGGUCCUUGCUGGCAUUUCUAACGUCCUGUGAGUUGUGACUUGGUAGGCUGCAGUCACUGCUUCGGCCACAUGGUGGUGGCAAAACCUUUCAAAAUAUGAUGCUUUUGUAAGCUGAAUUGGACCACCUUACAGAAUAGGUUGUUUCUUGAAAUAUUGGGCUGUUUCUUAUCCAGAAUUGCAUGCCAGGUAGAAAUAAGUUCUGACAGGAUCUGUUAAGCUCUUCUGCAGUUUAACUUAAUCCCUGAUAGUCUGCUUUAAUGUUCCUAGGUGCAGAGCUGUAGCUGCAUGUGCUGUUUUGCUUAGCUUGUUUCUGACAUCUGUCUAUGAGCAGGAGAAAGCAGCAUUGCAGGCUUAAUCAACUGUGAGUGUUGGCAGUCCUUGCAAAGACAGCUCAGCAAGACGCAAAGCCUGUAUCCUUGCUCAGAGGACACACAAAUCCCAGCUCCAGUUGUAUUGUUGCUGGCAGGGGAGAGAUAGGAUGUUUGUCAGCUGGAACAAAGGAGCUAAACCGCUCAGCUGUGUUAUGGUGUCCAAAAGGGCUGGACUAUGGCUAAAACCCAGAGGAGAAAGAUGUGCGAAGUCUCAUGGCCAUGUAAGAAGGAUGGGGAGCUUAAUGGGCUUGCCCUACUUUCAGCUUUGCGAUCCUGCCAAUGCCUGCGAGGACUUUAUCACCAGAGACUGAAACACCAGUUUCUCUGUUGGUUAUGGUGGCUGAGCUUC
Molecule: messenger RNA, 2619 nt
Organism: Centrocercus urophasianus (Greater sage-grouse)
Lineage: Eukaryota; Metazoa; Chordata; Aves; Galliformes; Phasianidae
Gene: CENPM
Product: centromere protein M
Exons: 6
Coding region: 12-545 (177 amino acids)
Source: RefSeq, a predicted model, not a curated record